UAAGCUAGACCGACCUCCUCGGUACAAUGGACAACUCCCCAACCUCCCUGUUCGACACGUACGAAGCAGACUUUGAUCAGAUCGUAGCCAGCAUCCGCACAAAGCUCGAUGGCGACAGCCCAGAACAAUCGGGUGAACAGCGCAAGGCGGCCUUACGUCGUGUCGAGAUGGAGCUCGACGAGGCGGAUGAAAUGGUAGCGCAAAUGGAGAUCGAGCUCCAAGGGAUGCCCCAGAGCAUUAAACAACCUUACGCGAACCGGCGGAACACCGCCAAGUCCACACUCUCCUCCCUCAAGACACGCGCACGCACGUUGCAUGCUACAGUACAACGCGCUGCGCUACUUUCGUCUACCUCUGACGCUGCAGGCUCGCCGUUCCGGGACUCUACGGAUGAACUGCCUGGUGGAGGGAUCUCAAGUGAUCGAACACGCUUGCUGAAAGGAACCCAGUUACUGGAGGGUGGAAGUCAGAGAUUGCAAGAUGCACAUCGUGUUGCGUUGGAGACGGAAGACCAGGGCGCGGAUAUCCUGAGGGAUUUGAGAAGACAGAGAGAGCAGAUUGAGAACUCUAGGAAUACCUUGCAAACAGCAGACAGCGCUAUUGACCGUGCGUCUGGAACACUGAAGAGGAUGAUCCGACGGAUGUACCAACAGCGUGCAGUCACAGCAGCAAUUAUUAUCGUCCUCAUUGUCCUCAUCGUCGUCAUCCUCUGGUUUAAGCUCUCUUAGUACAAUUGCCCCCUUCAUCCCGUUACAAGUUCCACUGGGCAUUUUAAUUUUUGUUAAAUUUGUUUUUUUUACCCUUUAAAUUCUUAUUAUUACGCAACUGGAUACCAUACCGCCACCGGACUCGCUUCUCUCCUUAUUAUACAUUUAUACGUCCGUUCCCUCCUUCGAACUUAUAUUCCUACAGUGUACCAUUCUUUCGUUUUCGUUUUCCUUGCUAUCAAUACAGGUUACAGUACUCUUC
This is a messenger RNA of Fomitiporia mediterranea MF3/22, 969 nucleotides long. Its product is annotated as vesicle transport v-snare protein vti1. Gene Ontology annotation, cellular component: Golgi apparatus; late endosome membrane; ER to Golgi transport vesicle membrane. The transcript is spliced from 3 exons. Gene Ontology annotation, biological process: macroautophagy; Golgi to vacuole transport; retrograde transport, endosome to Golgi. Bases 27 to 728 code for a protein of 233 amino acids. The record is from RefSeq and is a predicted model, not a curated record. NCBI's taxonomy places the organism in Eukaryota, Fungi, Basidiomycota, Agaricomycetes, Hymenochaetales, Hymenochaetaceae. Gene Ontology annotation, molecular function: SNARE binding; SNAP receptor activity.